AUGCGCCGACGCUACAUAUUCUUCACGUUGAUAAGCGUAGGUGAUAUUCUGGAUGGCACAUAUCUGAUCUAUCCUAGUAUCAUGAGACUAUCACAGAUGGCUGCAGGAACAUUUAUUGGCGGCACUUCUAUAUGGGGUUGCGCGAGCAGAGGCUACAUGGUGUUCCGAAUCUAUGGCACUGAACUCGUUUCAGUUGCAAUGUUCACGAUGGCUGCUGAAAAAGUAUUCGCCGUUUUAUUCACCGUGACUUACCGACGCUAUGCAACAAAUGAGACUCGUUUUGUUGCUGCAGCCGUCUGCUUAGCUGUUUGCCUCGUAUCAUUAAUUGUCAUGUUCCUAACAUCGUACUUCGCUCCACGAACAAUAGUGCAGGAAGACAUAUAUUGUGGCAUAUCGGGAAGUUGUUCAACACCGCUCGAAGGAUUCGCCACGUUUCAUCAGUUCUUCAAUUUGACUUGCCAGAUCGGCGCAUUUGUUGGUUCGGCGUUCGCUUUUCUCGUGGCUAGAAAGAUCACAAAGCGAGCAAACGCUAAAGAAAUCAACUCGAUUAGACCGAUCCUCGUCGUCAGUUUCGUCUCAUGCAUCGUCAUCUCUUCAAAUAACAUAGUAAGUUGUUAA
Molecule: messenger RNA, 618 nt
Organism: Cooperia oncophora
Lineage: Eukaryota; Metazoa; Nematoda; Chromadorea; Rhabditida; Trichostrongylidae
Source: the annotation of a GenBank genome assembly